AUGACUACACAAGAACUACGCACCGGAACCAGGCUCUCCAUCGAAGAAUUUCUGUCCCUCGGCGAAACCGACCAGAAGAUGGAGCUCGGCUACGGCAAGCUGUAUCUAAUGCCCACUCCAAACAAAGACCAUCAAUUCCUGCAACACUGGACUCGCCAACACCUGGAAAACUACAUCGAUUCUUUCUCCGAACCACCCCUUGAAGUUCACCACGAAAUCACCACCGUUCUGUCCCGGGAGUCCCACCUCGCCCUCGAGCCAGACAUCGUUGUCAUCCUUGCCGGGCGCACCGAUAUCGGCGGUGUGGUUCACGUCGAAGGCAUACCCGACAUCGUUGUCGAAAUCCUGUCGUCAGACCGCUCGAGAGACCUGGUGCGCAAACGGCAGAUAUACGCCGAAUCUGGAGUGCAGGAAUACUGGAUUAUCGACCCGGCAGCAGAUACCGUCUCCCAACUGGCAUUGCAGGGCGGCAAGUACACCGAACGAGCCACCCUGGGCGUCGACGAUACGUUAUCUACGCCUUUGCUGCCCGGCCUCGAAAUUCCCCUGGGAGCGAUAUUCCGGCACCCUCGACGCCCAGCUCGGGAGGAAUGA
Geodia barretti is the source of this 594-nucleotide messenger RNA. NCBI's taxonomy places the organism in Eukaryota, Metazoa, Porifera, Demospongiae, Tetractinellida, Geodiidae. The record is from the annotation of a GenBank genome assembly.